Molecule: messenger RNA, 2476 nt
Organism: Prionailurus viverrinus (fishing cat)
Lineage: Eukaryota; Metazoa; Chordata; Mammalia; Carnivora; Felidae
Gene: RASGRP2
Product: RAS guanyl releasing protein 2
Exons: 17
Coding region: 419-2245 (608 amino acids)
Biological process (GO): positive regulation of GTPase activity; Ras protein signal transduction
Cellular component (GO): plasma membrane
Molecular function (GO): calcium ion binding; guanyl-nucleotide exchange factor activity
Source: RefSeq, a predicted model, not a curated record
AAGGGCAGGCCCCUGGGGGUUGCCACAGCCCCGCCUCCCCUCCCGGGAGCCCGGGAGGGGGCGAUGCGGGCAGGACGCCUGGGUUCCUCCCUCCCUCCCAUCCCAGGGAGAAAUUCCUCCGAGGUCCCCUCAGGCUCUGGGUUCCCAAAAUAACCCUGCGGGGGAAGGGAGGCUUGUGGAGGGAGGGAAGCGGGAGGGGCGUAGAGCCGAGCUGCGGGGUGCUGCAGGUGCCUCUGGGGAGAGGACGCGAGAAGAGGGCCUACGAGGGGUUGGGGCACAAACCAGUUCCCGGAGUGUCCUGGCUCGUCCCCAUCCCCGGGGAGCCCCUCGGCCUUCCCGCGACUCCAAGGGGGUCCGGUCGGAGCCCCUUGGGAGGCUUCGGAGUGCAGCUUGGCCCAGCCUCCCCGCGCCGGCGGCCAUGGCGGGCACCCUAGACCUGGACAAGGGCUGCACGGUGGAGGAGCUGCUCCGCGGCUGCAUCGAAGCCUUCGAUGACUCCGGGAAGGUGCGAGACCCGCAGCUGGUGCGCAUGUUCCUCAUGAUGCACCCUUGGUACAUCCCUUCUUCGCAGCUGGCGGCAAAACUGCUCAACAUCUACCAACAAUCCCGGAAGGACAACUCCAAUUCGCUGCAGGUGAAAACAUGCCACCUGGUCAGGUACUGGAUCUCGGCAUUCCCAGCAGAGUUUGACUUGAACCCUGAGCUCGCUGAGCAGAUCAAGGAGCUGAAGGCUCUGUUAGACCAAGAAGGGAACCGGCGGCACAGCAGCCUCAUUGACAUCGAGAGUGUCCCCACCUACAAGUGGAAGCGGCAGGUGACCCAGCGGAACCCCGUAGGACAGAAAAAGCGAAAGAUGUCCCUGUUGUUCGACCACCUGGAGCCCAUGGAGCUGGCGGAGCAUCUCACCUACUUGGAGUAUCGCUCCUUCUGCAAGAUCCUGUUCCAGGACUAUCACAGUUUUGUGACUCACGGCUGCACCGUGGACAACCCCGUCCUGGAGCGAUUCAUCUCCCUCUUCAACAGUGUGUCGCAGUGGGUGCAACUCAUGAUCCUCAGCAAGCCCACAGCCCCUCAGCGGGCCCUGGUCAUCACACACUUCGUCCACGUGGCAGAGAAGCUCCUGCAGCUGCAGAACUUCAACACGCUAAUGGCAGUGGUCGGAGGCCUGAGCCACAGUUCCAUCUCGCGCCUCAAGGAGACCCACAGUCAUGUUAGCCCUGAGACGGUCAAGCUCUGGGAAGGUCUCACGGAACUGGUGACAGCCACAGGGAACUAUGGCAACUACAGACGCCGGCUGGCAGCCUGCGUGGGCUUCCGCUUUCCCAUCCUGGGCGUGCACCUCAAGGACCUGGUGGCCCUGCAGCUGGCACUGCCUGACUGGCUGGACCCCGCCCGGACCCGACUUAAUGGGGCCAAGAUGAAACAGCUCUUCAGCAUCCUGGAGGAACUGGCCAUGGUGACCAGCCUUCGGCCACCAGUGCAGGCCAACCCAGAUCUGCUGAGCCUACUCACGGUAUCUCUGGAUCAGUAUCAGACGGAGGAUGAACUCUACCAGCUGUCCCUGCAGCGGGAGCCGCGCUCGAAGUCCUCGCCAACCAGCCCCACAAGCUGCACCCCACCUCCCCGGCCCCCGGUGCUGGAUGAGUGGACCUCAGCCGCCAAACCCAGGCUGGAUCAAGCACUCCUAGUGGAACACAUCGAAAAGAUGGUGGAGUCUGUGUUCCGGAACUUUGACGUCGAUGGGGACGGCCACAUCUCACAGGAAGAGUUCCAGAUCAUCCGUGGGAACUUUCCUUACCUCAGCGCCUUUGGGGACCUCGACCAGAACCAGGAUGGCUGCAUCAGCAGGGAGGAAAUGGUGUCCUACUUCCUGCGCUCCAGCUCGGUGCUGGGCGGCCGCAUGGGCUUCGUGCACAACUUCCACGAGAGCAACUCCUUGCGCCCCGUUGCCUGCCGCCACUGCAAGGCCCUGAUCCUGGGCAUCUACAAGCAGGGCCUCAAAUGCCGAGCCUGCGGUGUGAACUGCCACAAGCAAUGUAGAGACCGUCUGUCCGUUGAGUGCCGGCGCCGGGCCCAGAGCGUGAGUCUGGAGGGGCCUGCGCCCUCGCCCUCGCCCACACACACCCAUCACCGAGCCUUCAGCUUCUCCCUGCCCCGCCCAGGUAGGCGAGGCUCCCGGCCUCCAGAGAUCAGAGAGGAGGAGGUGCAGGCCGUGGAGGAUGGCGUAUUUGACAUCCACUUGUAAUUGAUGCUGUGACUGGAUCAAACACUCAGGCCUGCCUUGGAGAAAAGACUUGGACCACAGCAGGAAGCCUGGGGUGCUGGGGCAGCAGGCUGGGGCUGGGGGGUGGGGUGGGGGGUGAGGGUGGCAUGCAGCUGAGGGUUGGGCCGGGGCUGGUGUCCCUAAGGUUGUACAGAUUCUUGUGAAUAUUUGUAUUUUCCAGAUGGAAUAAAAAGGCCCAUGUAAUUAACCCAG